CAGCCUCCAGAGGGGCAGCGAUGGGACCCAGGCAGGGGUCAGGAGUGCAGAAUGAGCCUCCCCAGCCCAACGCUGCUCUGGGGUCACCCUGUCCGGGGCUGUGAGGGGAACGGGUGCCUCUUGUGCCCUGACUGGCCCGUGUAGGGCAGGAGCCGGCCAGCUGGCACCGGCCCAACAGAUCCUGGAAGGACUUGCGGGAACCAGCACGAGCCAAAAUUCCCUCGUCAGCGCAACGGGGCCAGGAGCAGCCACCCCUUGCCAAGGGCUGCCCUGGAAGCCUCUCCCCUGUAGGGCAGAGUGGGGGGUUGGCCCCUCGCAGGUGGGCUCAGCCCGAUGUGGCCGGUGCUUGGUGCUGCUCAUGGGGACCCUGGGCACAACCCUGCCCCACAGCCCCCAGCAGGGCAGGAUCUGGCCCUGUGCUGCUGCCUCAAGGAGCCGCAGCCCUGGCCACGUGCCUGGACCGGGUCACACCUUGGCCACCUCCAGCUGGUGCCACCACAGUGAAGGUGACACCACCAGCACCCGCCCUGAUGCCAGAGGGAGGGUCUGGGGCAGCUGUCAGGGGGUGCUGCCCACGCGGGCUGGGGAUGGGGACAACGCCAGGGUGACAACAGCAGCGAGAAGCCACCAUCCCCUUGGCUGGUGGCGAAUGACCCUGAGAGCGACCCUGCACGUGACCCUGCUGUGCUGGGCACUGGCCCACCUGGCCAGUGGAGUGGGAGCCCUGCGAGCAGGUUAAUGAGUCACCAAGGCACCACCUGCCCUGUCCCGGCACCAGCCUCAGUGCCUGGGCUCCUCCGGGCGGCUGUAGCCUCCCCGAGGGGCACCACUGCCCACCGGCCCCGGGAAAACCCCACGGUGUGGCCGCGGCCGAGCACCCGGUUCGCGAGAUUUGCAUGCUGUGAUUAAGGCAGUGAAGCAAUCGCGCUGUUGCCUCAUCGGUGAGAAUCCCCGAGGCCCGUGCGCUAUAAAUGCCCCCGAUCAAUGAGCACAGCCGGGCAGCAGCGAGCGGAGCCGGGCUGGGCAGGGCCGCACUGAACAGAGGAGGAGACACCGAGCCGGGCACCCACCAUGUGCUUCCUCACCCGUGGGCUGGCGCUGCUGCUGGGCGUGCUGCUGUGGGCGCCGUGGCGAGCGCUGCACGGGGCGCCACUGACCGAGCUCUCAGGGGACCAGGACUUCCAGCUCUUCCUGCAGAGGAACCUCGAGUUCACUCGCAAGAUCCGUGGGGAUGUGGCCGCGCUGCAGCGCGUGGUGUGUGACACCUUGCAGCUGUGCAAGGAGGACGAGCUGCUGCUGGUGCGGCAGCACCUGGACAUCGCCCAGGCGCCUCUGGAGCAGUGUCACAAGCGAACCUUCCAGGCAGAGACUUGCUUCAACCAAAUCCGUGCCGGGCUCCACAUCUACCAAGGCUCUCUGGCCACCAUCCAGGCCCUGCUGCCUGGGCACGCUGGGCUGGUGGAGACCCUGCAGCUGGACAUGGCCAACCUGUCCUCCAACAUCCAGCAUCAGAUGGAGGACCUGGACCUGGCCACGGUGACGUACCCCACAGAGAACCAGGACCCCCUCCCCACCUUCUCCUCCCACUUCCACCACCAAGUCGGCGGCUUCUUCAUCCUGGCCAACUUCCAGCGGUUCCUGGAGACGGCGUACCGGGCGCUGCGGCACCUCGCCAACCUUUGACGCCUGUUUGUGGAUGUCCCAGCUGAGGGACAUCCCGAGAGCACCCCAUUUCCUGCUUAUUUAAUAUUUAUGGCUAUUUAAUAUUUAUCUGUCUGGGGAUGCUCCCCCACCUGUGGCCCCGGGCGGGUGCCAGGGGAUCCCGCGGUGGAUCCGUGCACAGGUACCUGUGCAGCAUCACCCUUGUUUAAUAUUUAAACACAAGCGUAUCUCUGCUACGAGGUUCUGGAGCUGGGCUGAGCCCCCACAGCUGCUGCAGGCGCUGCCUGUGCCUCAGUUUCCCCACAGCUCGCACUGCUGGGGCUGCUGCAGCAUCCCACAGGAAACCACCUUCAUCCCAGGAUGAGGAUGCUCCAGAGCAGCAUCUCCCUGUCCGGUCUGCAGCCUGCAGGGACACAUCUGAUGGGUGUUAUUUCUAGUAAUUAAUAUUUAUUAGCCAUUAGGGAGGGAGGGGAGGCAAAAUGGAAGAACCAGAGGGAUGCAGCAGCCUCAGCAGGAUGAGACUUUUCCAGGGAGCCCCAGCAUUUUGGGGAGCUGCAUCUCUGUCCCCCUUCCCUGCUAAACUUGGAGUACUUAUUGCAGUUUAACUUAUUUGUGCCCACCCCUGGCCGGAAAGAGCCACUUGGACACAUUCCCAUCCUCCUGAGCCUGACGCAGCCCCGGUCCCGUGGCUGUGUGGGAGCUCUGGGCGUGGGGGGUUUUUUGUACUGUAUUUAUUGCUGCAGCUGGGUGAGCCCUAAGAAACACCCGCUUUUUUCUAAGUGAUAAAAAAGGAA
Messenger RNA from Parus major (Great Tit), 2456 nucleotides. RefSeq names its product colony stimulating factor 3 (gene CSF3). The record is from RefSeq and is a predicted model, not a curated record. Gene Ontology annotation, biological process: immune response; positive regulation of myeloid cell differentiation; positive regulation of cell population proliferation. NCBI's taxonomy places the organism in Eukaryota, Metazoa, Chordata, Aves, Passeriformes, Paridae. The coding region runs from base 1072 to 1683 and encodes 203 amino acids. The transcript has 5 exons. Gene Ontology annotation, cellular component: extracellular region. Gene Ontology annotation, molecular function: growth factor activity; cytokine activity.